Phaedon cochleariae (mustard beetle) is the source of this 1403-nucleotide messenger RNA. The record is from the annotation of a GenBank genome assembly. NCBI's taxonomy places the organism in Eukaryota, Metazoa, Arthropoda, Insecta, Coleoptera, Chrysomelidae.
UGCUUUUAUUUUCAGUUUUGGUUUUCAUAUUAUCAUUAAUUUUAUUUGGUCAUUUUGUAUUCUGAUUACAAACCAGAUGAUAAUGUCUUGAAGUUUGUGAAAAGUUCGUCAUUACUGUUCGUUUUUUUUUUUCAAAAAUGAAUAUUAACAUUGAAGUUAGAAAGAAACAGCUCCACAGUUUGGAUCAGUACAUAACCUCAUCUAAAGACAAAGUUGAAUCAAUUUUGGGGUAUUUAGGAUGGACAGCAAAAAAAGUAAAAGAAAAGAAGGAUGUGAUUAGUUGUCCAUUGAAUCCCAGGCACAAGAUACAUUUUGAAAAAAUCAAUAAACAUUUGGAAUCUUGCUGUAUUAGGACAGCAGGUUAUGAGCCUGGAGACAAUUUCUUAUCUGAACCACUUCAUAAUGCUACUAGUUCCAUAACUUUAGAUAAUGCAAAGAAAAUUGAGAUUUUGAAUGGAGCUCGUAUUUCCAACAUGAAGUACAAACAAGCAUGGAACGGAGUUGACCCUGACCCGAUGACUAGCGAUCGGCUAAUGUCUACGUUUUCAUCUGACGAAAGGCUUUCCCUCUACGACUACUGCAUCAGCAACACCGAGGCGCCACCAACUCCCAGCGAGUUCACUGUAAAUAUCGAUGAGUUGGAAAAGAAGGCGGAUAAACAAUUGACCGAAGAGGAGAAGCGCGAGCAAGAGAGGAACGCGAAGAGACGUCGCACCAAGUACAAGUCGGUGCACACUGGUCGCAACAAGAACUACAGCGAGGUGAUGCGACAGGUGAUCGACAACCAGAUGGACUCGUACCGGGAAUAUCUCGUCGACAAAGAAAGGUUGGAGAAGGAGCUCGAGCGGAAGCGGCUCGAAGAGGUCUACGAGCAAUUCGACCAGCCGGAUGCUUCGAAUAUUAUAUACGAUUUCGAUGCCGAUCCGAACUCUGUCGGCAGCAACGUGGAGAAUCUCUACAACAACAUCAAUUACGAUCUGGAUUAUGGUGAAUUCGGCGAGGAAGAACACCUUGAUGUAUCUGAACAGAGGCCCAAUCAUUCUUGUGAAGCAUCUCCACAGGCCCAGAAGGAGCGAGACCACGGCCGCAGAUCGUCAGGGCGGCGCCACAGCAGCCGCCCGAGACGCGACCGCGAAAAGGGCGGCGGUGGAGGCAGGAGGCGGUCGCGGUCGAGGCCCCCGCGGGGCGGCCGAGAGGAGGGGCGGCGAUCGAGGGAUAGGAGGGAGGCGCGCCGCAGGCCCGAGAGGAGGUAUUGAGGUAUCGAGGGUGGAUCUUGUUUUAGCUGUUUUGAAUAUAUUUUGUAUUGGAAUUCGUUGUUGGUUUUUGAUUUUGGUAAGUGGGGAGAGGAGGAAGGAUCAGGAGCUGGUAUUUAUGAGGCCAAGCCAAAGACAAGAAUCUCACUG